This is a messenger RNA of Triplophysa dalaica, 1583 nucleotides long. Its product is annotated as G2/M phase-specific E3 ubiquitin-protein ligase-like. Bases 358 to 906 code for a protein of 182 amino acids. The transcript is spliced from 8 exons. The record is from RefSeq and is a predicted model, not a curated record. Lineage: Eukaryota; Metazoa; Chordata; Actinopteri; Cypriniformes; Nemacheilidae.
GGAUUUAGCUCCCCCAGAGACUGAAGGAUACUGUGUUAGUACCAUCAGAAGUGUAACUGGAGAGUUUACAGAUGCAGUAUGUCCUGGAUGCAAAAAAAACUUUCCUAUAAAAGAAUUGGAGCUCAACACAAGUGUCUGUGGUGAUUCAGAAAGUGUGGAGGAUGUCCUACAGUGGCUUGCAUCUCAAGUUGACACAAAGAAUUCAGCCUCUGUGUGUCCAGAACGAAUCUCUUGGAACGAGGACUCUUACUGUGGAAGCAACAAAAGUUUAGCUCCCCAGUCAACACAUUAAAAAUCACCUUCUUGGGAGAGGCUGGAGCUGACACAGGGGCUUUACGUAAAUAAUUCCUGACAGAAAUGAUUGGUGGCAUAGAGACCAGACUCUUUGAAGGAGGUAAAGGAAAAAUGCCCAAGUACUCUUUUAAUGAUCUGGACAAUGGCCUAUUUCGAGUUGCUGGGGAGUUAUUUGCUGUUAGCCUUGCCCAGGGUGGCCCAGCUCCAAGAUUUUUACAGAACUGGUGUUACGAUUUUCUGUUGAGUGGAAACCUUGAAACGAUUACCAAGGAGACUGUUUAUGAUGUUGAUAUUUCACCACUAAUUCAAAAGAUCGAGGAGACUUCAGAUCUGUCUUCGUGCACUGAAGAGAUAGUCAGCUGUGGUUACACCGGGCCUAUAAAAAAAAAUAACAAGGCGAAUAUAACAAGAGCGAUUGUGAUGCAUGCUGCUGCUCGACGAACUCUAAUGCUUCUGCAGCUCCGUGAGGGUCUACAGCUGUACGGGUUAAUAGAUGUCAUGAGAAAAAACAGAGAAGUGUGCCGUAGCUUAUUUGUGGUUCAAGGUGGUGAUGAUAAGGAGGACUCUCAUUACAUUGUGUCCAAUCUUCACCCAGAAAUGAGUGAGACUUAAACAUGCCAAAGAGUUGCAAAUCCUAGAUCACUUUCAGGAUUUUCUAAAGGAGCUUGCAGGCAAGUUUAUGUUCAUUCCAGAAUCUUAAUGUUGUAAUUUUAAAGGGAUACCAUACCCAAGAAUGAAAAUUCUCCCUCGAAGUUGUUCCAAAUCUGUAUAAAUGUCUUGUUAGCAACAUGUUUUAUAAAUGCUUUUUUUGAAAGAAUGUUUAAUGUAUUUCGAUGACUGUUGUCACAUGUUGCAGAUUAACUUCAAAUGUUUAAGACUGUUCCUCUUGAUAAUUUUAAACUGACUACACUUUAAAUAAAUAGCAAAUUCUGUCAUCAUUUAUUCACCCUGAUGUCAUUCAAAAUCUGUGUAUGACACUUUUUGUUUGGUUGAACACAAAAGGAGAUAUGUUUAGAGGUCUCAGUGGUUUUGUACAUAUCAUCUUUUGUGUUCUGCCAGAGAAAGUCAGUCAUAGCUUUUGAAUGAUUUGAGGGUAAAUAAAUUAUGAAAGAGUGACUGAUGCCUUAGCCUUUUAUUAUUUUACAUGCUUUUCAAAUGAAUGUUUCUCAACAUAUUUUUUUCAAUGUUACAAUAUGUAAAACAUAACUAUCGAAACAUAAUGUAUUACAAAUAAAAAAAUCUUUAAAUGCUUCAAACAUAAGAGCAAAGUCUUUUGGAUAAUACUUGAA